This is a messenger RNA of Zingiber officinale, 783 nucleotides long. RefSeq lists its product as uncharacterized. The transcript is spliced from 3 exons. The record is from RefSeq and is a predicted model, not a curated record. Lineage: Eukaryota; Viridiplantae; Streptophyta; Magnoliopsida; Zingiberales; Zingiberaceae. Bases 143 to 592 code for a protein of 149 amino acids. Gene Ontology annotation, biological process: guard cell differentiation; stomatal complex development.
UCGAAUAUCGAUCGGUUCAUGCUCAGACGAUUUGGUUCUUGUAGCUCUCAAGGUGACUGAAAGGCAAGCACGCCAUUUAAAUUGAGCUGCAGAGUUGCCUGACCAUUAGUGUGUUUCAGUUGAACGAUAUUCACCUGUCUUCAUGGAUUUGAGAGGCACCAGUAGAGGAGGAAGAGGAACGUUAAGGUUCGACUUAAAGUUGGCUGUUGUCUGCUCAAUUUUCUUGGGCAUUGGCUCUGUGCUGUUCUUGGUCGCUAUAGGAAGCAGCAGCACUGGCACCGGAGCUUGUUUAGAGAUCAUCAGAAGCUGGAGGGAAAAGGUGGAAGCCCUUUCUUUCAGCGCUCCAGUUCUUAAACUUCAUGGGAAUCAGCGGCGGCGGGAGGUGGCGACGGGGAGGAGGGAAUUGGCGGAGGCAGGGUCUAGGCCUCCGAUUUGCGCUUACAAGUGCGGGCGAUGUAGCCCAUGCUCGCCGGUGCACGUGCAGGUGCCACCAAGUACUGCAGAGGGGGACGGGAAGAGGGACAGGGACGCCGCCGAGUAUUUGCCCGUGGCGUGGUGGUGCAGGUGCCACGGCCGCCUCUAUCAGCCGUAAACAACCACCUCUUCCAUGGCCACCACAUGUAUUCGGUAUGCCGUUAACAUAUAAUUUGUUGCGCUUUUUCGUGUGUAUAGUUUAUACGAGGGCUAUGUACAUACCUUUGUAUCAUUGUGGUGCUGUAUUAUUGUAGAAUAGUAAGCAAAUAUUCGAGUUAAUAAAUUCAGCAAAAUAUUUUAAAGCAUCAA